GAGAAAGAGGUGGGAUCACGAAACAGGAAGAAGCACGGAGGCACGAUUAGAAGCACGGAAGCGGCUAAUAGAGAUGGCAACCUAUACGCGUGUCAUUCCGUCACACGUGGGUUUGUUUAUCACCACAGCGCCAACACGUGCACGGCUCCUUCCUGAUUGGCUCCCCACGCCGCGCCUCGCCAAAAAGCUCCGCCCACUUCUUUCUUCCCAUUGCCACAACAAGCCUUCACAAUUUUCGCCAAUUUCCCAUCGUACUUUCCAAACCAGCCACUUCCCCUCGCCCGGGUCUUGCCACAGGGGGUAAACAAGGGUGAGGAAACCGAGCGUCACACUUACAUGGGAUGACACGUACCGGUAUGUCCUUGUGAACGGGAAAUAUCACCAUCAGGAUGUUUGGUGAUAGACUGGACUUGCGCGGUCGUUCCCCCAGUCACCUGUUACACUCGCAGCUUCUCUCAGUAUCCGCGGGGAUGUUGCAGCAGUAAGGGACGGCCCGCGCGCUGCAGGGACGACAUAGCGCUGUUUCUCUACCCACGUGCCAUGCUGAGGCUGGUUCUCCACGCAGCGGUGCCCUUCGGUCUGACGGCGCCCAUGGAUGACGACCCAGACUACCACGGAGAGGAGGAGUACCUGAGAGCGGCGCGGGACGAAGCCUGGGAGCCCCGACACACAGGCACCUUUCCGCUUCCCGACGUCAUCAUCAGCAACACGCCUCCUCCCUCUCCCCUCCGCCGCGCCCGCUCCUGCCACGCCUUCUUCCCUGAGAAGACUGAGACGCUGCCCCCCUCCCCGCUCACUCCCCCUGCCACACCCGGGGCUGUGUUUGAUGGUGAGGCCGGAGUGCAGGCGCUGCAGACGGGGCUCGGCCACAUCCAGGAGGUGAGGCGACGGCUGCGGGACAACAACUCCCUCAACCCCUUACAACUGCCCCAGCUGUCCUGGCCCCUGCCUGCCCACGCACAGCCGCAAUCCAACCGCGGGUCUGUCAUGGAAGAAGCAGAGUCUGCCCCGGAGAGGAGAGCCCCGAUGAAUGAGGCGCGAGGGGCGGGCAGCACGGAGGAGCACCACCACUGGCGGCUGAUAGGGGGCGAGCUGAGGAUGGUGGCAGACCAGUUUCAGCGGAACAAGUCAAAAGCAUCCGGCAAGGGCAGUAGCGAGGCGGCGGCACACACCGUGGUGCCGGCAGUCCUGGGCAGGUGCCUGGCGGCGUCCCUCCUCUGUCUGGUGUGGUGGCGACUCUACAACAAGUUACGCUGAUUGGGCGAGGGAUGGCGGCGCUUCCCUCGUCAUCAUCUUGCCCUGUGCGACCUGAUCAAGGUCAAGGUCCGGAGGGGCCGGUGUGUCUCCAGGGCCUUUGUGGCCUCCUUCGAAAGCCGUUGUGUCAAAAUUUGUCAAUGGUGUGUGUUGGGGGGCGGCGGUCGAGAUGAUGGUGAGGAGCCUCCCCCGCCUCCCUGAGCGCGCUGUUUCUUGGUUCCUGCCACGCAAAAUGAUCGCCACUUUGUGCACUGCGAGGCCGCAAUCCCUAGACCCAUGUACAGACCGUCUUGUGAGGGAUGCCUUGCUGAGAGAUGUGUUUUUUUGCAAUUAUUAUUUUGUUAGAGGUUGUCCAGAAGGUUCUGUUCCAAGUGUGUAGAACAGACGUCAGUAGUUUAUGCCUAAAAAAUGUUUGGAUAUUUUUAUUUCGGAGUCACGUAGCACAAGCUUUUCUUUCCAUGAAUGGCACGUGAACAGUUGUACAGAUGCUUCGCUCCUCUUUUUGUUUUUCUUUUAGGAUAGUUGAUGUAGCUGAUAAGAUUCAUAUUUUGAUAAGUAUCGUGUGUAAGACGUCCAAAUCUCCCAGACUAACUGUUCCAUCCCGUCAAAGUCACACUACACCUCUGCCCGCUGUCUUUCAUUAUGGAGGAAAUCUCUCAUAAGACUCGAGGAGAAGAGGAGGUGCACUCGAGCUUCACCAACUUCUCUGUCUGUCUCUUGAAAUUCAGAGGAUGCAGCGUGGUGCUCUUGCUCCUCCUCCUUGCCUUUGAGUUUGGAAAAUAAAGUAACUCGAGAGUUUUCCAUGCCAAGCUAAUGUGUGAAGGUUUAGGACCGCCUAGUUGUGUUAAGCGCCACGUGUCUGGAGAAUGUGAGGGCCAGAAAGGCAAUCUUUUUCGGUCUUUGAGGUGUUGUCGCGUAGGCUCAGGUCAGUAUAUUUUGUAUAUUUUGACUCUGCGGCGGUGAGUAAGCUUAAGCCAGGAACGGGUGGACGGGACAAGGUGUGUUGAGUUAGGCCAGACCACCACUGCCGCUGCCUCUUGAUCUCACUAGCCAUUAGUAGACUUUCUUUCCGCUCAGUGCUGGACUACCAGUCUUUCAGGGGAGGAGUCCCGCUCCGCCCCCGUACCAUUAAGUGUUUCGCGGGCGUCUGCGCGUCCCAGUUAUUGUAAAUGUCUUUCAAGGUACGCAUUAAGGUCAGUCAAGGGGGCGCUGUCUUCACCUCCUGUAAACUAAGCUCUUUCAGAGGGGCGUCGCUUACUACCUCAGAUAUAAAGUCUAUUUGAGUGGUGAGGCGACUCCCCCGCCCAUUAGCCAUAAGAUUUGAGGAAGGCAGGACUUCUCAGUGAGCCACGAAAAAGGUAUUAAAACUAUUUGACAAGAAAAAAUACAGACACAGCGCGUGGGACCAAAGUUGGAGAGUUAAAAAAAAAAAAAAAAAGAAAGUUUGCAGUUCCAUUCUUGAGGCGAUCUGUGAAAAGACAUCCUGCCUUCUUUUGGUGUAAAAGACAGAUUUUAUGGUGCUGUACAGAACGACUAGCAAUAUUCCUUCUAUGUACACUGACUGGCAACUCUGAUACGAACGAACGAAAAAACAAUCAAAUAAUGUUAAUUGUACCUUAAGGAAGCCAUACAUUCCCUGAAAAAACUCACUUCAAAGCGUAACAGUGACAGCAGUGAUGGUGACUGAUGAAACAAGGCCGUUCGCAUCAGAGUGCCGAGUCUGUGUCACGUUCAUCAAAGCUACGUGACGUGAUACCUGCGUGGGCCUUAAGGUGGGCUGGCCAGGUGACACCCUAUGCCCUGUCAAGCCUCGCCAGCCCAUGCCAGGGACCCACGCCCCUCCCAGCGCUGAGGGAUAUAUAUUUAUUUUUACUCCCGGAUGUUUUUUAUUAUGUUUUCGUUGUUUUCUUUGCUUUUCUCUUCCGUCAGGACAUUUACAUCUCACGGUAAAGGAAUUUGCAUGUACGAAAUGGUAAUUGAAAGGAGGAAAAGUAAAGAAUUUAAUUUUUAUCUUUCAUAUUGUUACGAAUGUGAGGGAAAAUUUCUUUUCUUGCUUUUUUUUUUUUUGUGACAGGAAAGCUUGUACCACCAAUGAUGACUGGCUGUGUGUGUGUGUGUGUGUGUGUGUGUGUGUGUGUGUGUGUGUGUGUGUGUGUGUGAGAGAAAGUCCACAAACUACACAUUAUUCUGACAAAGGUUGACCAAUUAGCUCGCCUUCCUUCACACAUAAGCAGUGUGUCUGUCUUUUCUUCGGUUCAGUUAAGGGAUAAAUUAUGUAUUGUAGUAUCUACUGGAGUGCUCUUGUGAGCUAUCUUACGUGUUCUGUGACGCCUUUACACACACACACACACACACACACACACACACACACACACACACACACACACACACACACACACACACACACACACACACACUUCUCUCCCUCGCUGUACUGCUCUGUUCUCUAGUCAGGACACUUCACAUUAAAAGACAAUUGACCAGGUUAUGUAUCAAGGGCGUGAGACCCAAUGAUCUCAAAGAAGCCAAAACGCCGCUCACCAGGAAUGCCGGAGCUCUGCAUUCCUCUUCCCUUCCCUUCCCACCCGCCCGCUGUCAAAACAUACCAGACCGUCAGGCUCAUUUGCAGGAUCUCAAACAAUAAAGUGCAAUAAAUAAGUAGUUUCAUUGCAAUAGGACUGGCUGACCGACCAACCAACGCACGGGAGUCUUGAUUGAUGGAUCAUGUCAUCUAUUUUUCACCGACUUGAAACUAUUUUCUUGUGUAUGUGUUUUGCAAUGUUCUCAAUUUUUUGUACGAUACAUUAGGUUAUAAUGUAUAAAUAAAUCACGCAAGUAGA
Molecule: messenger RNA, 4094 nt
Organism: Portunus trituberculatus (swimming crab)
Lineage: Eukaryota; Metazoa; Arthropoda; Malacostraca; Decapoda; Portunidae
Exons: 3
Coding region: 541-1257 (238 amino acids)
Source: RefSeq, a predicted model, not a curated record